Messenger RNA from Prunus armeniaca (apricot), 1005 nucleotides. Lineage: Eukaryota; Viridiplantae; Streptophyta; Magnoliopsida; Rosales; Rosaceae. The record is from the annotation of a GenBank genome assembly.
AUGGGGUUUCAUCUCCCACUCAUCUUUGCUCUUCUCAGUCUAGCAGCGGUGGCACUGGCAAACCAUGCUGCCCAACCAGCACCUCAACUUUACUGGAACUCCGUCCUGCCAAACACACAGAUGCCAAGAACUAUCAGUGAACUUCUGCAUCCCGACUCCACAAAUGAAGAAAAGGGCAAUGGAAAGGGCAAACCGGAAAGUUUCCCAUUGGGCAAUAAACAUUACACUCAAAAAGGGUAUGGAAUCGGCAAACCUGAAACUUUCCCAUUGGGCAAUAAACAUUACACUCAAAAACGGUAUGGAAUCGGCAAACCUGAAACUUACCCAUUGGGCAAUAAAGACUUAGCUAUUUUCUUCUUGGAGAAGGACAUGCGCCCUGGCACAACAAUGAAGUUCCAAUUCCCUAGAAAUUUAAACACGGCUACUUUCCUGCCACGAGAAAGCGCUCAAUCGAUCCCCUUCUCCUCUAAGAAACUACCAGAAAUUUUCAACCAUUUUUCAGUGAAGCCAACAUCUGAGGAAGCCAAAACAAUUAAGCAAACAAUCGAAGAGUGUGAAGCUCCAGGCCUCAAGGGAGAGGAAAUAUAUUGCGCCACAUCUUUAGAAUCAAUGGUUGAUUUUAGCACUUCGAAGCUUGGAACAAGAAACGUUGAAGCAAUCUCGACGGAGGUAUUGGAAAAAGGAGCCACCAUGUCCAUCCACAACUAUACAACAAUGCCGGGACUGAAGAAGGUGGCAGGCGACAAAGUCGUUGUGUGUCAUAAGCAGAACUAUCCCUAUGCUGUGUUUUUCUGCCAUGCAAUAAAACAUACAGCAGCUUAUGUUCUCUCCCUGAAAGGCGAUGAUGGGGAGAAGGUUAAAGCAGUAACCAUCUGCCAUCUAGACACAUCAGAAUGGAACCCAGAGCAUUUGUCCUUCCAAAUCCUCAACGUUAAGCCCGGAACCAUUCCCAUCUGCCAUUUCAUUUACACUGAUGUUAUUGCCUGGGUUCCGAACCACAAAUAA